Glycine soja is the source of this 6970-nucleotide messenger RNA. RefSeq lists its product as uncharacterized. The coding region runs from base 226 to 6669 and encodes 2147 amino acids. Gene Ontology annotation, cellular component: small-subunit processome; t-UTP complex; 90S preribosome. The transcript has 39 exons. Gene Ontology annotation, biological process: positive regulation of transcription by RNA polymerase I; maturation of SSU-rRNA from tricistronic rRNA transcript (SSU-rRNA, 5.8S rRNA, LSU-rRNA). Gene Ontology annotation, molecular function: snoRNA binding. The record is from RefSeq and is a predicted model, not a curated record. NCBI's taxonomy places the organism in Eukaryota, Viridiplantae, Streptophyta, Magnoliopsida, Fabales, Fabaceae.
GAGGAACGACGUCGCUUGGGAAGGGAACAUUGGCGGUUGAAAACACAUAAGCCCUAAACCCUACGAGCAGCUCAGCGCGAAAGCCGUAAAUCAAUAUAACACCUCGUUCUCUCACAGUCUUCGCUUUUAAGUUCUUCUGCAGAGAAGAAGAAGAAAAGCAUAAGCAGAAGAACCAAAACUGAAACCAAAAUCGUUGAACCUUCGUUUUGGUGCGAAACCCCAGCAAUGGCGUCCUCCAUAGCCUCGCAGUUAGAAGCUAUCAGAUCCUUCGCCAAAACCGAUUCUGAUCCUCUCAAGAGGCCAUACACUCGCCCUUCCAUCUUGUACGAUCCCAAAAAAGCCGCUGACAUCAGCACCGAAACUAUUUUCACCGAAGCUCUUCGAGGCUUAGAGAUUCUUAUUGGCAUGGAUGAGCGGUUCAGGAACUAUAAGAACGAUUUGUUUAGCCACAGAAGUAUAGAGUUGGAUAGAGAGUUAAUGGGAAUAGAACAGAACAAUCAACUUAAUGUCUCCAUUGCUUCAUACUUGAGACUACUUUCUGGAUACUUUCUUCAUACCUCUGCUCUUCAAACGCUCGAGUACUUGAUACGUAGACACAAGAUUCAUGUAUACAACAAUGAGGAUUUGAUUUUGUGUACUUUGCCGUACCACGACGAGCCCGAAUUUGUUCGAAUAGUACAGAUACUCGAUACAAGGAAUACUAAAUGGGGAUUUCUUGAUGGUGUGAAAGCCUCUGGUGCACGGCUACCUAGAAUGGUCAUAGUGCAGCAGUGCAUCCGUGAUAAGGGCAUAUUAGAUGCUCUAUGUAACUAUGCAUCUCCAUCAAAAAAGUCUCGACCUUCAAUGCCUGCAAUUCGCUUUUGUACUGCUGUUUUCGUUGAAGUUUUGGGUACUGUUGUGACUGUUGAUGAUGAUCUCGUAAAGAGGAUACUUCCUUUUGUGAGUCUUCAGCCUGGCAUUAAGGGGGUUUCAGAUCACAAGGCUGGUUCUUUGAUGAUCAUUGGCUUGCUUGGAAACAAAACUGCAUUAGCUCCUAAACUUUUGAAUAGUUUGAUACGUUUGGUUGCUGAGGUUGCUCGUCAGGAGGCUACAGAGUUGACAGAUCUCCAUUGGUUUCGAUUGUCCCUUAUUACCUUAAUUAGUCUUGUUCAGUCUCAAAAUGUUGAAAUACUCCCAAUGAAGGCCUUGGAGAUAUUAAAGGAAAUAAGGGACCUGGCAGGGGUUUUAUUAGAAUUAUCUGAGGAGUUCAAUAUUGAAAAGUUUCUCCUUGUGCUUUUGGACUCCCUGAUUGACUGCAGUUCUUCUGAUGAAUACUGUCAGCGGACUUUGCUAUCCUUAAUAGAAAAAGUCCCCAUAAAUGGUCUUGUUUAUCAUGUGGUCACCAAGAUCCUUUCAACUUGUGUGAAAUUAUCACAAAAAGUUAGCGACUCAACUUCUUCCGUGUCAGCUGGGUGGGCAAAAAAGAUUCUGUUUGUCGUCAAUACAAAAUACCCUUCUGAAUUACGAGGUGCAGCUCAUCAUUUCCUUCAGGAUAACAAAGCACGUUCUAAGAAAGAUGAUUCAUUGUAUAAGGUUUUAUGUAAGAUGUUGGAUGGGAAUUCGGAUUCGUCACUUGAUAUUUCAGACUCAAAUGUUUGGUUGGGCCUGUAUCAUCCAAAGGCUGAUGUUCGACGUGCUACACUGCUUGAUUUAAAUAAUUCCGUUAUCCUGAAAGCCAAGGCAGUUGGUUUAGAGAAUCUUAUAAACAUCCAAGAGGACAUAUUAAGACAGCUUGAGGAUAAAGAUCUAACAGUUGUUCAAGCAGCUUUACGUGUUGAUGGCUUGCCGAAUGUAAUAGAUUCUUCUAAGCUUCUUGAUGCACUACAAAAAGUGCUAAGAAGAUGCACUGACAAACUGCUGUCAGGUUCAGCUGAUAACUAUAGUCUAAAUGGUGAAGUUGCUGUCACUUGUCUAAAGAAUGCCAUCUCCUACUUCAGUGAUCAUACUGAUUACUUGAAGAAUGUUGCUGCUAUGAUUUUUCCGUUACUCCUUGUUCUACCACAGACACAGAGCUUGAAUUUAAAGGCUCUGGGACUAGUCAACAAAAUAAACUGGCCACUUUAUCAGAAUAUUGUCGUGUCUUCUUUUGGAGAAGGGACAUUGAUACCUGGAAGUUUAUCUUCAAUUAACUUGAAGACUAUUGAUAACAUGGCUAAGAAUUUCAUGGUCCACCCCAAAGAGCAUAUUGCUUGGUUUGUUGAAAGCUGCAGUGAUUUGGAGUUGUCAAAGACACUCUUCUUUUUUGUUCUUUUGCAGUCUCUUUUGAUAAAACCAAAAGAUGAAGACAUUUAUACACUAUUUGAAUGUGUAUUUCCUAUUCUAAAGGCUGAGUGGGAAACAUCAGUGACAGCUGGUGAUGCCUCAUUGGAUGAGUUCAAGCCUGAAGUGUUAGACUGGGAUUGCAGUGCAUUCUUUAAUGAGCUUUUGUAUGUCAAGCUGAGACAUCUAAAUGUGAAGGUUAUGAUUUGCAUAUUUUGGAGGCUAGCACAACUAAUAUCAGUACUACCUUCUGACAUUCUGCUUCAUGAUGAUGAUAAGUGGGUCAACAAGAUAAGGGAUCUGUUUGUAUUUUUUGCUUCCUCUAAAUUGAAGCAUACAUUCCGCGAACACCUCCAUUACUUAGCAGCACAGUGCAGAAUAUCACCUCCCCGCCUCUUAUCUAAGUUUUUCACAGAUGAAGGUGUUACUGCUGCAGUUCAGGUUGAAAGUCUUCAAUGCUAUGCAUUUCUUUGUAGCCUGUCGCAAGAUAAAUGGCAAAUUGAACUUUUAGCUGAAUUUCCUUCUGUUCUUGUUCCAUUUGCGAGUGAUAAUCAGUCUAUAAGGGUUGCUGCCAUGAGCUGUAUUGAUUCAUUGCGUACAUUGUGGUGUCAUGUUGAGCGUUCUGGCAAGAAAAAUGGUAACAAUGCAACGUGGAUCCAUUUUUUGGGUGAUGUUUUGGCAUUGAUGGAUCAACAAAAAACAUUCAUAUUGUCCGACAAGAAAUUUCUUCCUUCAUUGUUUGCAUCUGCUUUUCGCUCAUCCUGUCCAAACAUCUUGGAGCCUCGAAACAUCUUGGUACCUCAAGAUAUAGAAAAAAGGUUUGACCAGCCUACAAAAAUAAAAAUUCUCGGCUUCAUUUUGGGUUCCACUCUUAAAUUCUCUAACUACGGGAAGCUAAUGAUUUUAUCUUUAUUCAAAGGAAUUGGGAAUGCCCUUAUGCACAUUCCAGAAGUUGGGCCAUUGUUGUCCUCUUUUCUGGAGCAGUACUAUGAUGAGCUCAAUAAGUCUUGUCCAAAAUUGUCAAACACUGAAACUCAGAUAGUGUGCCUUUUGCUGGAGAGCUGUGUUAUGUCAUCUCCCUCUGGUGGAAAUGAUCUUCAAAAUCUUUUACUGAAAGCUUUGCGGUUGGGUGCCAUGACUUCGGAUGACCCUGCCUGUGUAAAGCCUUGCAUCACUGUCUUGAACAAACUUAACAGUCAAUUCUAUAUGGAGUUGAAGAAUGAAGUAAAGGAGGGUUUAUUUUGUGAGCUCGUGUUUUUGUGGCAUAAUGAUAAUGGUGAUGUACAACGUGCAACUAAAGAGGCAUUAAUGCGCAUCGAUAUUAGUUUCUCAACUGUUGGCCACAUGCUUGAUCUUAUACUUGCACAGAAGAGUUGUAUAAGUAGUUCAGCAGAAGAAAAGAUGGUGAAGAAACAAAAAUUCAUAGGACAUCAAGAAGCAGGAUAUCCUCCUAAUGACAUAUCCAGAAGAGAUAAUCCAGUCUACAUCCUUAGUUCCCUUCUUGAUGUUUUGCUACUGAAGAAGGACAUAACAAACAGGCAUUUACUUUUAGGGCCCUUAUUUAAGCUUCUUAGCAAGGUGUUUUCAGGUGAAUGGGUGAAUGGUGCCUAUUCCCCGGUGAGAAGGUUAAGCCAACCUUCAAGUCCUUCUGAAGCCAACAAUUACACAAUAUAUCAUAUUCAACAGACUCUGUUGAUAAUCCUGGAGGAUAUAAUUAUUUCUCUUAAAAGCAUGGCUCCGCUAAAUGAAAAAAUAAUAAGUGAAAUUAACAUCAAGCUAUUGAUAGAGUGUGCCCGGAAAUCCCCCGUUGCAGUCACCCGCAACCAUGUAUUUUCUGUACUUUCUGCUGUUACCAGAGUCUUUCCAGGCGAAGUUUUGGAGCAUAUGCUUGAUAUUCUAGAAGUUAUUGGACAAGCAGCUGUCACACAGAUUGACAGUCAUUCAAAGCAUGUUUUUGAGGAUCUUAUAUCUGCAAUUGUUCCGUGUUGGCUGGCUAAGACAGAUGAUGUGGAGAAAUUACUAAUGAUUUUCAUGGAUAUAUUGCCUGAAAUCGUUGAGCACAGAAGGCUGUCAUUUGUGUUAUAUCUAUUAAGAACUUUGGGUGAGGGUAAAAGCUUAGCCUCAUUGCUUAUCCUACUUUUGCGUUCAUUAAUUUCAAGGAAAGCUGCCUGUUUCCUUAAUGUCAAGACACGAGAUGAUUUAACAUUUUAUACUGGGGAAUGGGAAUAUAAAUUUGCAGUGCAAAUUUGUGAACAAUAUACGAGUAUGAUUUGGCUUCCUUCUUUAGUCAUGCUGCUUGAGCAGAGGGGAAAUAGUGAUGUUGACCAGGCACUGUUUCUGGAAUUGUUUAUUGUAAUGCAAUUUUCCUUGCAAAAGUUGCAAGAUCCAGAAUUUGUGUUUAAGUUGGAAUCAGGAGAAGAUACUGCAGUCAUUCAGAGGGCACUAGGUGAGCUUAUGGAGCAGGUUGUUUUACUCUUGCAACUUGUAGAUGCAAGAAAAAAACAACUGAAUUUCCCUGUAAUUCUGAGGAGAGAGUUGAAGGAAACUAUGCGAGCAGUUGUAAGGAAUCUAACAACAGUCAUGAUACCUGUCAUAUAUUUUAGGAGCAUAAUUAAAUUGCUUCGUCAUGCAGACAAGAAUGUAGGAAAAAAGGCUCUUGGGCUGUUAUGUGAGGUUGCAAGAAAUCACAAAAAUGUCAGCUUAAAGCUUAAAGGCAAUAAAGGUUCAAGGUCAACUCCAAGUUUUCUUUUGCUUCAUAUGAAUGAAACUUCUCAAGAAUCACUUAAUAAAUUGUGUUUAGAAAUUAUUCGAGUACUUGAUGAUUCAUCAAAUACCUCCUUGAAAGUGGCAGCAGUUUCAGCAUUAGAAGUUCUAGCUGAAAGAUUUCCUUCUAAUAAUUCCAUCUUUAGUCUGUGCCUUGGAUCUGUUACAAGACAUAUUGUGUCUCAUAACUUGGCUGUGACUUCUAGCUGCCUCAGAACAACUGCUGCCCUGAUCAAUGUUCUAGGUCCAAAAUCACUGGCAGAACUUCCCAAGAUUAUGGACAAUGUGAUGAAGUCAUCUCGUCGAGUAUUGGCUAGUUUGGAUAAGAAACCCGAAACCACCGAUGUUUUAUCAGCCUCAAAUGAAUCCCAUUUUUAUGUUCUCAUCACUUUGGAGGCAGUCGUGGACAAGCUUGGUGGAUUUUUAAAUCCAUAUCUCACAAAUAUCAUGGAGCUUCUGGUGCUUUAUCCUGAAUAUGUUUCAGGAGUAGAUGCAAAAGUGGAGUCUAGAGCUCAUGGAGUACGAAAGCUUCUUGCUGAAAAAAUUCCUGUUCGACUUGCCCUGCCACCUUUGUUAAAAUUAUACCCAGCUGCCAUUGAGGCUGGGGAUAAAAGCUUAACAAUUGUAUUUGAUAUGUUGGGAACCAUAAUUGGUACAAUGGACAGAUCAUCUAUUGUGGCAUUCCAUGGAAAGGUAUUUGACCUUUGUUUGGUUGCUCUUGAUCUGCGCUGUCAAAGUCCUCCUUCAGUUCAAAACAUUGAUGUAGUGGAAAAAGCUGUGCUUAACACAAUGACUGUUCUGACCCUAAAACUUACUGAGAGCAUGUUCAAGCCUCUUCUCAUAAAGAGUAUUGAGUGGGCAGAAUCUGAAGUGGAUGAAACUGCCUCUAGCGGAAGCAUUGAUAGGGUCAUAUCGUUCUAUGGCAUGGUAAAUAAGCUUACAGAGAGCCAUCGGUCAUUGUUUGUUCCUUACUUCAAACACUUGCUUGGUAGUUGUGUUCAUCAUCUUAGUGAAGGUGGAGAUGUGAAAGUGUCUAGAGUGAAUCAGAAGAAAAAGGCCAGGAUUCUGGAUGAUGGCAAUAUAAAAGAAAUAGGCAGUGUGUCUAUCAAUGCCUGGCAUCUCAGGGCACUAGUCUUGUCAUCCUUACAUAAGUGUUUCCUGUACGACACUGGGACCUUGAAGUUUCUUGACUCCUCAAAUUUUCAGAUGUUGUUGAGACCUAUUGUUUCACAACUUGUUGUAGAUCCACCAGCACUGUUGGAUGACAGCAUUAAUAUACCAAGUGUGAAGGAAGUUGAUGACCUACUGGUUGUAUGCAUUGGUCAAAUGGCAGUGACUGCUGGAUCAGACCUUUUGUGGAAACCUUUGAAUCAUGAGGUUUUGAUGCAGACACGGAGUGAAAAAUUGCGAGCUAAAAUAUUGGGCCUCAGAAUUGUUAAAUAUUUUGUGGAGAACUUGAAAGAAGAAUAUCUAGUGUUCAUAGCUGAAACAAUCCCCUUCCUCGGUGAACUGCUUGAGGAUGUGGAGCUUUCAGUUAAAUCUCUUGCUCAGGAAAUUCUGCAGGAAAUGGAAUCUCUGAGUGGAGAAAGCCUUCGCCAAUACCUAUGACGUAGAUUAGGAGAGCCGUAUUCAUGGUUUUGUGACAUGAGCAAAGAGCUAGAGAUGUGUAAUCAAACAAAAAAUAUAAUGGAUAGGCCAGUGUAAACUGUGGUUAAUCAAGGAAAAUUAGCAUUUAUUUAUUCUGAUAAAGGUUAAAGUUCAAUUUUUCCCGUGCAAUUUUUAAACUCAGUCAUUUAUAGCAUAGUGCUUUUGGGGGUACUUGUGAUAGUAAGAGAAAAGAAAAAGAAAGAUUAAAUUGGUUUAUUUUUUAAAAUAUCAUUUAUACAUUCUCCAGAGGAAUUUUAUCCGA